AUGACUUCAUCUUCUAAAGAACUCGCGUCUUUGAUCGUUGAUUACCUCUCCCGUGCGGCGGAAACUAAACAAGUUAGUGAGGAGUAUCUAGAUUCCGUUAAUGUGGCCGUUGAUUGCAUUACUGAGGCAUUUGAACUCGAACAUGAUGCUGUUGCCAGCACACUAAAAGAAGCGUUCAAUAACCAAGGACUGGAACAGAUUGUUGCCGCUGCCAAGAACAGCAGAUCCAACACGGAAAGUGCUACGACUGAAUCUUCCGAAAACGUAAAAGUGAAUAUCCCAAUUGAGGACGCCGAGACCAAGGCCAAAGCUGAGGCUUUGAAGCUAGAAGGUAACAAGGCUAUGGCUGGCAAGGACUUUGAGCUAGCGAUCCAAAAAUACACUGAGGCUAUUCAGAUUUUGCCCUCGAAUGCCGUGUACUACGCCAACAGAGCCGCGGCUCAUUCGUCAUUGAAGGAUUACUCUAAAGCUGUGCAGGACGCCGAACUGUCCAUCAAGGUGAACCCUUCGUACUCGAAGGGCUACUCCAGACUUGGAUUCGCCCAGUAUGCUUUGGGCAAAUCCGAGGAGGCCUUGGACGCGUACAAGAAAGUUCUCGACAUUGAAGGAGAGAAAGCUACGGAUGCGAUGAAAAGAGACUACGACACUGCAAUGAAAAAGGUGGAACAAUCCCUCAACAUAGAGAAAGCUUCGCCUGCCGCCGCUGAGAAUGACAGUGCCACUCCACAAGCCGGUGGCAGUGGUGGACUACCAGAUUUCUCUUCCAUGUUGGGAGGUGGGCUCGGUGGUCUGUUGAACAACCCUCAAGUCAUGCAAGCUGCUCAGCAAUUCAUGCAGAACCCUAACGCUAUGAGUGAAAUGAUGAACAACCCUGCUUUGAAGCAGAUGGCCGACAAAUUCCAAUCUGGCCAGGGCACUCCAAGUAUGGCUGACUUGAUGAAAGACCCGGCAUUGAUGGAUAUGGCCAAAAACAUGCUCGGUGGAGCUAAGAGGUAA
Molecule: messenger RNA, 996 nt
Organism: Lachancea meyersii CBS 8951
Lineage: Eukaryota; Fungi; Ascomycota; Saccharomycetes; Saccharomycetales; Saccharomycetaceae
Source: the annotation of a GenBank genome assembly